Molecule: messenger RNA, 1134 nt
Organism: Cyclocybe aegerita
Lineage: Eukaryota; Fungi; Basidiomycota; Agaricomycetes; Agaricales; Hemipholiotaceae
Source: the annotation of a GenBank genome assembly
AUGUCACAUCAGCCACUCAACGACGCCGCCGAAAAACUAAUCGCCGAUUCACCGCCUAGUGACAAGAUCGAUACUAGUAGCUCUAAUGCCGUUGUCACGGAGGAAAGGCCGCGAUAUCAAGGCCUAAAGCUACUACGGAUCCAUGAGAUGUUGAACUUGAAAUUACCGUCAUACGAAUACCUUGGACGUCCCCCACGACCACAUGAAAGCAGCACCCGAAAUAAGCGCUUCUACAAUAUAACAUUUGAUUUCGACCUUGAAACCCUUUUUUACGAUGACCCUGGCGUUGAAAAUCGCCUCCUACAGGCAAUAGAUUUCCUCGAUCCAACGUUUAGGACCCCCCAGUUCGAAGUCAACCCUGAGGUGAGGGUUGAAAGGGAUAUCAGCAAGCGUAAUUCUUCUAUGUUUACACCUUUCCUUGUGCAAAUGGCGAAUAGUUUAUGCCCUGAGAACUACGUCGUCGCCCAUUUUCUUGAGGCUACCGAAGAAGAUGUAGAAGUAUUGCCAGGAGACGAGUCAGGGUCCGCAUUCCGAGGCAGAAUUGAUCACAUUAUCGGUAUUAAGAAGAUAUCGUCCGCAAUGACAGCUGCCGAGCUUGCGAACUGUGAUUUCGGUACUGUCUUCAAGAAGCCAAGUGCUCAAGAAUGGAUGGAGCUGCAAGAUUGCAAGAAAGAUAAAGAUGGUGUCGUCCAGUCCCUCAUGGGUAUUGAAGACAAGCGCUCCAUCAAUCUUCCUGCAUGGAAAGACGCGCAGGACAUGGAAGCUCCGUUAGGGACCGCGCCAUCUCGUGAAGUCAAAUUAGAUGCCGCACAGUUGUUGAAAUAUGCGCAGCUGUUUAAGCAACGGCGCCUGUCGAUUAACAAUGGUGAUAGCUUUAUCCUGUUCGAAAUUCUCAAGGAAGACAUGGAGAAAAUCAGCUCCAUAUACGCAGCCACUGUAAAGGCAGACGCUAUCGAGUGCAAACUCAAUGGGGUUCUGAAAUUGUUCCUGAGAAUGUUAUUUGAGGCGCUGGAGGAGAAAUUUGGUCAGUUUAACAAAGAAGCUCAGGGUUGGGUGCGAGGUGGGAAAAUUCGAGGCGCUGUCGAGAUGGUCCAAGGCUUUCAUCAUCCAAAGGUGGUUGUAAAGAGAGAGUAA